AUGCCCACCUUCAUUUUCAGUAAAACAAAAGCUCUCUUAAAGGACAGAGACCCAAAGGGAAUCAACAAAUGUCUAAAGGUGACCUUUGAGGAUGUGAUAGCAGAGCCUGCGUCAGUGAGGAGCUUUGAUCAGGUGUGGCUGUGGAGUCAUGCUCUGUUUGAAGUACAGACUCGGCUUUACCGAGUAAUUUCCCUUCUGUUUGCCGUCCCAGUUGCGGCAGGCAUUUUCUUUGCUUUCCUCAGCUGUCUACAUUUCUGGGCUGUAGCUAGUGGGGUGAAAGGCCAUAACGAUUCUACGGGGCCCAAAGGAACAGGGUGGCCCACAACUAAUUCAAAACUGUAUUAUAUUAAUAGGCUGAUAAUUCACUGUGUGUAGUUCUUGGUCAUAAUAAACUAGCACUGGGCAAAGGUGCACAGCGUGUUGGACAUUGCCAUCUCCUCCUUCUGCAGAGGUUUUGGGGAAUUAGUUCAUUAGCACCUAUUUGGCAAAACAUUAAUCAAUGCACAGAACCAAGGAAAAUUUCC
This is a messenger RNA of Xyrauchen texanus (razorback sucker), 524 nucleotides long. RefSeq names its product caveolin-2-like. The record is from RefSeq and is a predicted model, not a curated record. Lineage: Eukaryota; Metazoa; Chordata; Actinopteri; Cypriniformes; Catostomidae. The coding region runs from base 1 to 375 and encodes 124 amino acids. Gene Ontology annotation, molecular function: molecular adaptor activity. The transcript has 5 exons. Gene Ontology annotation, biological process: caveola assembly. Gene Ontology annotation, cellular component: caveola.